CCGAUCUUAUAUGCAUAAGGCCUUCAUCCUAUUAGUUGCCUGACCUGGCUGGGAGGCGAGACGGGUUGUAAUAUAAAGGGGACGGUAACGCCUUAAAGGACCUAAAAGAAAUCUAAAUUCUAAUCUUCCAUUUCUUCACUUUUUCAAAGUUCAACUAAAGCUCACUACCUUGACAAGAGACCAGAGUGAGGUAAUAAUGGAACUGUCUAACUCUUCAACGGGCAAUAGCCCAGUUGAGAAAUUCUUGCAUAUCCCAUAUGACCAGAGAUGGGAGUAUCUUAGACCUGUCAUCAUUCGUAUGUACUUGGAGGAGAAUAGCACGAUGAAGCGCCUCUCGCAGCGGAUGAAGGAUGAGUAUGGCUUUAAUGCCCAAGCCGGCCAAUAUCAAUCUCACUUUAGAAAAUGGAAGAUUAAGAAAAGGAUAACGACUAAAGAGAAGAACGUCAUUAUCAGCGCUCUAGGAAAACGUAUCCGGAAAGAUGGAGUUAGCAGCUCCAACGUAACCAUCAAUCAAGGUCAAGGUGACUUUGCAAAGAGUGUGGACAAAAAGCAGCUCAAGCGGUAUAUUAACCAGGAUAUUCGCCAAAGCGAGCCGUUGACCUUGAAUCCCGGAAUAUUCUUUCGGCACAACCUUCCGUACGCCGCAUUAAUUCACAGCCUUGGCGGACAUGACGCCUAUUCUCCGGCCACGUCAACUCCCCAUUCUCUGGAUUUUACUAUAAAUAGUCCACCAGAAGCAGCAUCCCCUUCCAGUCCUAAAAAUGCUUUGUCUCCAACUAUGCAGCAAGUCCAACAGAGUAUACUAUUUAAUCGAGCCCGCCUCUUUUUAGAGGGCCGAGAUCGAGACCUAAUCACACAGCUAACAGCAGAUGAACGAAAACCCUUAGCAAUAUGGCUUCAUGACUUUUGGAUAUAUUCCUUCAUGACUGUCAAGUACUGGGGUAGGGGACCAGAGACGUGGGAUCAGCGGCUUAUUAACUUCAAGUCGUUUGCUGGGGUGGUUCCUCCAUCCCCUGUGUAUCCCUCCCUUGAUCAAGAAGCCGGACUAUCAUCUAGAUCUCAUUCGAUUCCCGACAGCCCGACACAGCUCUGUCGAUGGAGCAUACACUACAAACCACCAGCCUAUGAAUCUCUCCCUUCUCCGCCAGCAGAAAUCCAUAGGUCCGAAGAUCAAUUUGAUAUUGAUGACGAGUCUACGUGGACUAAGUGGCCAACCAAUGGCUCCAAUCGAGAUCUCACAAGCACACUAGCUCAGGGACUUCAAGAGAACCAAUUUAGUUCAGUUGAAACCAGUGAACUCCCAUUCGCUACACAUUCAGUUGUGAAGGCCGCAGAGAAGUCGACGGAUGAAUUGAAGGCAGAGGCAUUCGGUUUUGCUAUCAUGUCACGUAACAUUGAUGUUAUCGUAGACAUCAUUGAUGAUUAUAAGGAUUCACUUCCAGUCUGGUUUUCAACGAUAUUUCCAUUUCACCUCGCAGCGAGAUUUUUGGAUGGUUAUAAGGCUUGCUGCAUGAUAAUGGAUACACUGGUAGGACGUGUUGACGAAUCAGGUUCUAUUGGUGCCAAAUACACUGAUGAUAACGGAUAUACUGUACUGGACAUACUCUUUACGACCAUCAUAAGAUCACACAGCAAAGCCCCGCUUGAUCUUCUGGGUGAUGUAUCUGCCGGCCAAUCUCGGUAUGCUGGACAGGAGGUCGACCCUUGUGGUAGAUGGGAUGUGGAUUCAUCUUGCGUCCGCCGGCUUUACGCCCACGGAAGCUCAACGAUCCCACAUGAGUGGAAGCAUAUGUUCUGUCACACAUCAGUACAGGCUAUAUGCCAUUGCAUUUCUUCUAUGUUCACCGCCCCCUGGCGUCCCAAUAUCGAUACGCCGAGUGGAAUAUUUACAACGCGAUGCAGUUGUUGUGGGCUAGAGUUAAAGGUUGGACCACUUCAUGCUCUGGUGUUGACAGCAUUAUUCUUGGCAAAUCAUGGGAUGCCUGGAGAGAAUCUUUUUGGCAUGAUAUCUUGUCUUGUCUGUUUGUUGACUCAUGAUGCCGACCCCAGUAUUACCGGAGAAGUAUCAAUUACUCAGCUACUUGGAUAUGGAUCGGAAGAUGAGUGUCAACAUUCACGCAUAACCCCCGCAGAACUAGCAUCACAAAUCUAUUGCGAACGGUCGAGUUCGUGGACCCAUGACGUUAAACGUGGGUGGGAAAUUUUGCUUUCUAUACUGCGGCUAUACUUCACUAAGGAUCAGCAUCGAAGUACACUACCUAGUAUGAGCGAUACAGGGGUGGAUCAUAUUUCAGAUAACGACUCAUCCGAUGGUAUGGCCUUCAAGUCUGACGAUUCCAGCCACUGUCAACAUGGAGUUCAUGAAAUUAAGCCCUAUGUGAACUACGAAUUAGUGCAUUGUGGGGAUCGACGGUUGGGCCAUAUAUGGGCAGCUAUACAAGCAGAACUGGUGACCUAUCGCCGUCUCGGCGAAGACGACGGGUGGCUAUCUCCUAACUUUGAUAUGGAGAAACUACGAAAAGGAUUGGAGGAUAAUGAUGAAGGACUUCUCCGUGAGUUUGCUAACAACCCAGAUGGCGUGACUGGAGAGAGUAAGUUGAAGGGGUAUUCGCAUUGUGGGCUCUUCGAUGCGGAAAAUCCAUUUUGUGCUACAAGGGAGGAAGUAUGCACAUCGUAUUAUGCUAAUCUCGAUGACUGGAAACGUACUAAUUUUAUAGGAGUACCGGGAUUUUACGAGAAUUACGAUUGGUAGAUGCGUUUCCGAUGCUAAGGAACAGCAUUCUAGGUUCUCAGAUGUUUUGUCUCAAUGUUGCCUCAAUAGAUUUAUUUUUGAAAAGUUCUAUGAUCCACUGUCCUCUGUCUUCCUCUAUUUUACGGUUGGAGGGAACGCCUCUGGA
Daldinia decipiens is the source of this 2897-nucleotide messenger RNA. RefSeq lists its product as uncharacterized. The record is from RefSeq and is a predicted model, not a curated record. Lineage: Eukaryota; Fungi; Ascomycota; Sordariomycetes; Xylariales; Hypoxylaceae. Bases 197 to 2752 code for a protein of 851 amino acids. The transcript is spliced from 4 exons.